Messenger RNA from Episyrphus balteatus (marmalade hoverfly), 1719 nucleotides. It is a transcript of the gene mge, whose product is annotated as mitochondrial import receptor subunit TOM22 homolog. Gene Ontology annotation, cellular component: mitochondrial outer membrane. Bases 592 to 1050 code for a protein of 152 amino acids. Lineage: Eukaryota; Metazoa; Arthropoda; Insecta; Diptera; Syrphidae. The record is from RefSeq and is a predicted model, not a curated record. The transcript has 3 exons. Gene Ontology annotation, biological process: intracellular protein transport.
AAGUAAAAUAAUUUUUUAUUUAUUUAAUGAUUAUUCAAGGUCUUAUCAUAAUAUAAAUAAAAUUUUAUAUGCCCACAAUUUCCAAAAUUAUUUUUCUUUCAAAAACUUUCCAAAAUUAAUUCAAAACUAAAUAAAAAACCAAAUAACCAAAAAUCUAUUUUCAAACCAAAGUGACAUAUCUGUCACCAUAUCUAUAUCGCAUGGUUUUUCUUUUCCUUUGGCAAAUGUCAAAAUUUUCAUAGAAAUAGAAAAGUAUUUUUCGCCGUGUCGAUGCGUGUUCGACGUUCUUAGUUCUUAGAGCAGCCUUAUCGCCAUUUAUUUUCCACAAAGAAGAAAAAGAAAUAAAAAUUAAAUGAACAAAAUUUAAUUUCAAUUAAUCACAAUUCCUUUGUCAAUAUUUGCAUUUUUGUCUUAUUAAUCUCCCCAAUAUCCUCAAAAAAGAAACCACACGUGAUUCCCCUUAUCGACGAUAUACGAAACCAAACGAUUUUGAGAAAAGAAAAUCUAAAUAGAUUUUCUGUGUAUCGCUUUUAGCGAAUAAAAAGUAAUAAAAAAAACGCAAAAGUGGAUUCCGUAAAGGUUGAAGAUUUGAUGGACUCUGAUCCAGAUAUCGAGUUCAUCGAAAACGAGAAAGAUAGCGGAAUGUCUUCGCUGGGCGGAAGCAAAGAUGAAACUCCAGAAAGAAAAGCCGUAGUUAAUAAAACUACAAGUAAUUCAGAUGCCGAGAAUUAUGAAGAUGAACCCGAUGAAACAUUCGCUGAGCGACUGUGGGGCUUAACAGAAAUGUUCCCCGAGCCAGUGCGAAAAGUUGUUGGAGCCCUAACUGACACAACUGUGAGCGGCGUCAAAGGGUUCUAUGGUUUCUCGUGCAAUGCCACCUGGAUCAUUUUUAGUACAUCGGUGAUUUUAUUUGCGCCAGUAAUAUUUGAGACUGAACGCGCCACAAUGGAGGAAAUGCAAAAAUCACAGCAAAAGCAAGUUCUCUUAGGACCCGGUUCAGCAAUAGCAGCUGGUGGUGGCGGAGCCCUAAUGCCACCCAUGCAACGAUAAUAAUUUUAUUUUUAAAUUGAAAUUCGUUAUCACUCUUUUUUGUUCAUUUUUUUCUUUUUUUUAAAUUCGAUAUAUAUAUUAUACAUUAAUAAUUACAAAAAAUAUAAUAUAUAUGAUCAAAAUAUCAUAUAUAAACGGUCUCACGUAAAGCGAGAUAAUACAUUUAACGAAAUUGACUUUCAAUUAAAAACAAAAACCAAUUAAGGUCUGUUUGCGCUUAUACACUCGCUAGAACGCUUCAGAGGGUGUUCUUAAACUUUACCUUUUUUAUAAGAGCGCUCAGGACAGUUUUGAUUUUUUGUCUUAAGUAUGUCCUAGCGCAUUGUGUUGAGUGGCAAACAGAUUUAAAGUUUUGAUAAACAACUUAAAACAUUCACCUUAAAAACUAGGUUGAAACGUGUGUUUAAAUAUUUUUGUUGACUGAUGGUUUGAUUUUUACCUAGCAGAAGGAGCCAGUUUGAAUGGAAGAGAAAAAUCGGCAAUACUAAUUCGGCAUGGAGAGAGUUCUCAAUCAUGAAUGAUUUAAAGUCGCAAAAAUAUUUACACAACACGUUAAUCCAUUUAAAUUUAUUUUAAGCCUCGUAGAAACAAAUUAGAGUUGCAAAUUAGAAAAGAAGUAUGCAAAUGACGUGAAUAUGCAUUUCCCGAUUGUUGGUAAAAUAGAAUUAC